Coregonus sp. 'balchen' is the source of this 2307-nucleotide messenger RNA. Lineage: Eukaryota; Metazoa; Chordata; Actinopteri; Salmoniformes; Salmonidae. The record is from the annotation of a GenBank genome assembly.
AUGUCUUUCUGCCGGCGGGGGGUGGAGAUCAUUGUGGAUGACGAGGUGACCAUGCGCUUCUCUGCUCAGGAGCUGGAGUCCUGGAACCUGCUGACCCGCAGCAACUACAACUUCCACCACAUCAGCCUGCGGCUCAGCGUGCUCUGCUUAAUGGGUCUCCUCAUCCGCUACGGCUUCCUAGAAGUCUACAAAUUACAUUCAUUACAAUUGUGGUUAUUUAGCAUGAAAUCAUCUUUUUGCACAUCGCAACGUGUUGUCAACCAAAUUGAUGUUUGGUGGAUUGACUGAAAUUCUGUUUUUUGUUCUAUACUCUGGCAGCUACUGGUAUCUGUCUGCUUGUGGUCUUGACUACCAUAGUGGGCUUCUUCCACCAACAUAACCUCAGAAUACACAAAGUUACAGUACCUCGUACACAAGAAGAUUAUGUGUGGGUGAAAGGCUUAUUGUCAUUGUGUUGAUCUCCUCAGGUUAAGGACGUACCUCAGUUAGAAGGUUAAUCUAAUGUGUUGUCGCAUCUCUGUCCGAUCCCUCACUGCCAUCAUCACCUACCACAAUUGGUACUGUAGACCAACCAAUUACUCACUGGCUAGUAGCUAUCCACAACAUCAGCUCAGACAGCUUUCUGCCUGUUUAGUGACCCACCACCGUAGCCUGUACUGAGCUCAAAUCCAGUUUUAUGUGAAUUAGUGGCACACACUGGUUGUUGGUAGUUUUAUGAGAAAGGCAGUUUUGUUAAUGUGUCUCAUUGUCGUUUCUUUGCUCUGCCCACAGUGAGAACAAACCAAAGAAAGGAGAGAUCUGUGUGGCCAAUCACACAACUCCCAUUGCCAUCAUCAUCCUGGCCAAUGAUGGCUGCUUUUCUAUGGUAUGUAAAUUCUAGUGUGUAACUGUGAGCAUUGUGUGUGUAUGUGAGUCCGUCUCUGUUGUGUAUGUGUGCAAGUUCGGAACAUGUGGGGCAUUUGGUUGGCAGAUGUAUAACCCAUUGUUUGCCAAGAUGAUUAGUUGAUCAAUGUUGCCACUCAGUCUUCAUGUCCUCUCUCAGGUUGGCCAGAUCCAUGGUGAUCUGAUUGGGGUUGUCCAGAGAACCAUGGUGAAAUCCAGCCCCCACAUCUGGUUUGUGAGAUCCAAAGUCAAAGACUGACACCUUGUGGUCAAUAGGUAAUACUGCAGGUGGCGUGUUGAGAAACGACUGUAUAUUUUCCUUCCAUUUUUUUUUUUGUCAUUUAGCAGACACUCUUAUCCAGAGCGACUUAUAGUUAGUGAGUGCAUACAUUUUUUCAUACUGGCCCCCCGUGGGAAUCGAACCCACAACCCUGGCAUUGCAAACGCCAUGUUCUACCAACUGAGCUACACAGAGCCAUUUCUCAUCCUCAGACUGUUGCCUGGGGGCAUUAAAAAGCAGAAAAUAAAUUCUGUCACAAUCUUAUAACGUGGUGAAAACAGUUAUAUUAUUAGCAUGUUAUCAACAUACAUUUCUUUAUUAUAUUUUCCAGGCUUAACAACCAUGUUGUAGACAACUAAACACCCCAUCGUCAUCUUCCCAGAGGGUUAGUAUGGAAACUUUUCUGAUGGAUUGAGAUUGAUUGCUGCUCAAAUAGAGAUGAGUUAAGACACCUAAUGAAGGCUGUAAUAAUGACUAUAAAGAUUCACGCUGUGUUGGAUCUGUGUGAGUUUGUAAUGCCAUGGCGUGACAAUGUGUUUCCCACUCAGGCACCUGCAUCAACAAUUCCUCAGUGAUGAUGUUCAAAAAGGGCAGCUUUGAGAUCGACUGCACUAUACCCUGUGGCCAUUAAGGUAGUCUCUCCCUUUCUCUAUAUCUCUACCACUGCUUUAUUGAUCAUUCUCUCUCAACCACCUAAUCCCGAUCCCUCGCCCUCUCUCUCCCUUUUACCUCUUUCCUUUGUCUCUGUGACAGUAUGACCCUAGGUUUGGCGAUGCGUUCUGGAACAACAGUACGUUUGGGAUGGUCUGAGGGUGAUGAGCAGCUGGGCCGUCGUCUGCAGAGUCUGAUACUUGCCACUUAUGAGCAGAGAGGUGAGGCCUUCGCUCACAUGACCUUGCUUUGGGUUUAGCCCAGUAACGAACGUUGCAGUUAUUGCUUUUUCUAAUGCAGUUAUGAACAAGGCUAGACCUAAAUCAUCAUGACAGUUAUAAGUCCAAAACUCCAUCCUGGUAUGGAGGACUACAUGUUCACUCUCUGACUGAACCCUCUCUGUGGCUAUGUCUAUGUAGGAGGGAGAGGACGUGGUGCAGUUUGCCAACAGAGUCAAAGGAGCCUGGUGGACCUGCUCUGGUGAGUUAAAGUGA